AUGGAGUCCCUUCCAUCUUUCCAACUGGUCUUAGCAGCUCUAUCCUCCAGUUGUGAAGGUGGAAAAAUCCUGGUCUAUCCAGUGGAUGGGAGCCACUGGCUGCACAUGAAUAUCUUAGUUGAGGUGCUUCAUUCUCGGGGCCAUCAAGUCUCUUUGCUGCGUUCCUCGACCAGCUGGUGCAUUUUGAAGCUCUCACCCCACUACACCUCCAUCACCAUCCCCCAGAAGGAACAUCAAACCAUCGAGAGCCAGGAAUUAAUGGCGUCUUUCUUAGAGAGUUCAAUAGAGAGCAGAAAGAAUGAAGGUUCACUGUGGUCAUUCUUGGGCUUCUAUGGGAAACUUUUCAGCAUGCUGAGGCAGAGCCAUGAGACUGCGACAAAUGUGGUCACCACCAUGUUUGAGAAUAAGACACUGAUGAGGGAACUGAGGGAGACCAGGUAUGAUCUCGUUCUAACUGACCCGGUAUUUCCUGCUGGGGUGCUGGUGGCCCACUAUCUUCAGCUCCCUUUGGUUUUCAAUGUGCGGUGGAUUCAUAGUGGUGAUGGGCACUUUGCCAUUGCCCCCUCACCUCUGUCCUAUAUCCCACAGCUGUUUUCCUGUAACUCUGACCAAAUGGACUUUUUACAGAGACUCAAAAACAUCUUCUAUCACAGCUUGCUUCUGUACAUGUACUACUUUGUAACCAGGCCUCCCUGCCAGGCUGUGUGUGACCAUUACUUUGGCCCUGACAUUGAUGUCAUGUCUCUCAUCCAGGGGGCCGACCUUUGGCUUAUGCGAGUUGACUUCACCUUUGAAUUCUCUCGCCCCACCAUGCCCAACAUGGUCUACGUGUGGGGGUUCCACUGCAAGCCUGCCAUGCCACUCCCUCCAGAUUUAGAGGAGUUCGUUCAGAGCUCUGGUGAACAUGGGGUGGUGGUUAUGUCCCUGGGGGCUCUCCUCGGCAACCUCGGCCCUGAAAGGUCAGAGGUUAUCGCUUCAGCGUUUGCUCGCUAGCCUCAGAAGGUGAUAUGGAGACACCUGGGAGAUAGACCUGCCACUCUGGGUAACAACACACUGCUGGUUAAAUGGCUGCCUCAAAAUGACCUGCUGGGUCACCCUAAAACCAGGGCUUUUGUCUCUCAUGGAGGUACCAAUGGCAUCUACGAGGCCAUCUAUCAUGGAGUCCCGGUGUUGGGUAUCCCACUUAUCUUUGACCAGUAUGACAACAUGGUGCGUUUGAAGGCUCGGGGAGCAGCUGAGGUCGUCAAAGUGACUACGCUGGAAGUUGAAUCACUUACGGCUGUUCUAAGGGAUGUUCUGGAUCCAGAAAAGCACUACAGAGAGAAUAUGCAGAAGAUGUCACGGAUUCACCGUGACAGACCACUGAAACCCAUAGACACAGCCACCUUCUGGGUGGAGUAUGUCAUUAGGCACAAAGGAGCAGCACAUCUGCGCACUGAAUCAUAUAAGUUGUCCUGGUAUGCAUUUCACUCUCUGGAUGUGAUAGCAGCCCUUGUGGUCUUUGCUUUGAUUGUGAUGAAAUUAGUUUGGGUUUUCUGUACAUGCCUGGUGAGAGGUGUGACGAAGAGAAAGUCCAAGUUAGAGUGAAUACAUAACUUGACUGAAUGAAACUGCCUGCAGGAGUUGGAACAAUGAGUAAUAUUCAUUUUAAGUGGUCCUAAUUCAUACUCACAAGUAUUCUAUAACCUAAUAAUUGCAGUACUUUUGUUUUGGUAUCUAAAGGUCAAGUCUUCAAUACAGUUAAUUUCAAGCUUCUUUAAUAUCAUGUUGUGUUGCAUUAUUAUUAAAUGUAUUAUUGGAUAUAUGGAUAAUUUACA
Lampris incognitus (smalleye Pacific opah) is the source of this 1817-nucleotide messenger RNA. RefSeq names its product UDP-glucuronosyltransferase 2A1-like. The record is from RefSeq and is a predicted model, not a curated record. Gene Ontology annotation, molecular function: UDP-glycosyltransferase activity. The transcript has a single exon. Lineage: Eukaryota; Metazoa; Chordata; Actinopteri; Lampriformes; Lampridae.